This is a messenger RNA of Rhinopithecus roxellana (golden snub-nosed monkey), 4274 nucleotides long. It is a transcript of the gene FOXP4, whose product is annotated as forkhead box P4. The transcript is spliced from 17 exons. Gene Ontology annotation, molecular function: DNA-binding transcription repressor activity, RNA polymerase II-specific; RNA polymerase II cis-regulatory region sequence-specific DNA binding. Gene Ontology annotation, cellular component: nucleus. Gene Ontology annotation, biological process: regulation of transcription by RNA polymerase II. The coding region runs from base 532 to 2574 and encodes 680 amino acids. NCBI's taxonomy places the organism in Eukaryota, Metazoa, Chordata, Mammalia, Primates, Cercopithecidae. The record is from RefSeq and is a predicted model, not a curated record.
AUCCCGCCCCGCCCGCGCGCCGCCAGCUCGCAGCCACUCGCAGCCCAGGCUCAGUCGCAGCCCCUCGGAGUCCGGAGCCCACCGCCCCUGCGGACCGGACAGUGUGGCCGGCGGCCGGGACGGAGCCCCCAGCCCGCGAGGAGGGCGCGGCGCAGGCGGCGGCGGCGCGGCUGGGAGGAGCCCGGGCCGGAACCAGGGCCGGGCCGGGGGCGGGGACGCCGGGGUCCGGGAGCCCGGGAGCCGGAGCGAGCUGACGAGCGUCGCGGAAGGACUGGGAAGGAGGAGCGGAGCCGGAGCGAGCCAAGCAGCCCACAAAGUGCGAUGCCCCGGCGGGGUUGAGGCGCGCAGCGAUCGGCGCGGCGCGCUGGGAGGACGCCCGGGAGCUGCGCGGCGCGGGGCGGCGCGGAGGGGCAGCCCCGGCGGGCGGCGGCGGGCCCGGGCUGCGACCGGAGCGAGCCCCAUGCCCCGCGCGGGCUGACGGGCCGGAGCCCGCACGGAGCGGCCGGGCGGGACAGGUACCACUAGAGCGACAUGAUGGUGGAAUCUGCCUCGGAGACAAUCAGGUCGGCUCCAUCUGGUCAGAAUGGUGUGGGCAGCCUCUCUGGGCAAACCGAUGGCAGCAGUGGUGGGGCCACAGGGACAACUGCAAGUGGCACGGGCAGGGACAUGACCACAGGUGCAGACAGCAAUGGUGAGAUGAGCCCCGCGGAGCUGCUGCACUUUCAGCAGCAACAGGCUCUCCAGGUGGCCCGGCAGUUCCUGCUGCAGCAGGCCUCAGGCCUGAGCUCCCCAGGGAACAAUGACAGCAAACAGUCUGCCUCUGCUGUGCAGGUGCCUGUGUCGGUGGCCAUGAUGUCGCCGCAGAUGCUUACCCCGCAACAGAUGCAGCAGAUCCUGUCACCCCCGCAGCUGCAGGCCCUGCUCCAGCAGCAGCAAGCCCUCAUGCUCCAGCAGCUGCAGGAGUACUACAAGAAGCAGCAGGAGCAGCUCCACCUGCAACUCCUCACCCAGCAGCAGGCUGGGAAGCCACAGCCCAAAGAGGCGCUGGGGAACAAGCAGCUGGCCUUCCAGCAGCAGCUCCUGCAAAUGCAACAGUUGCAGCAGCAGCACCUGCUCAACCUGCAGAGGCAGGGGCUGGUCAGCCUGCAGCCCAACCAAGCCUCGGGGCCCCUCCAGACCCUUCCGCAAGCAGCUGUUUGCCCAACAGACCUGCCCCAGCUGUGGAAGGGUGAGGGUGCCCCCGGGCAGCCUGCCGAGGACAGCGUCAAGCAGGAGGGGCUGGACCUCACUGGCACGGCCGCCACCGCUACCUCGUUCGCCGCUCCCCCCAAGGUCUCACCCCCCCUCUCCCACCAUACCCUGCCCAACGGACAGCCCACUGUGCUCACAUCUCGGAGAGACAGCUCUUCCCACGAGGAGACUCCCGGCUCCCACCCCCUGUACGGACACGGAGAGUGCAAGUGGCCAGGCUGUGAGACCCUGUGUGAAGACCUGGGCCAGUUUAUCAAACACCUCAACACAGAGCAUGCCCUGGAUGACCGGAGCACAGCCCAGUGCCGGGUACAGAUGCAGGUGGUGCAGCAGCUGGAGAUCCAGCUCGCCAAGGAGAGCGAGCGGCUGCAGGCCAUGAUGGCUCACCUGCACAUGCGGCCCUCAGAACCCAAGCCCUUCAGCCAGCCACUGAACCCGGUCCCCGGCUCCUCCUCAUUCUCCAAGGUGACCGUCUCUGCAGCAGACUCGUUCCCAGAUGGUCUUGUGCAUCCCCCGACCUCGGCCGCAGCCCCUGUCACCCCCCUACGGCCCCCUGGCCUGGGCUCUGCCUCCCUGCAUGGUGGAGGCCCAGCCCGUCGGAGAAGCAGUGACAAGUUCUGCUCCCCCAUCUCCUCAGAGCUGGCCCAGAAUCAUGAGUUCUACAAGAACGCCGACGUCCGGCCCCCCUUCACCUACGCCUCCCUCAUCCGCCAGGCCAUCCUGGAAACCCCUGACAGGCAGCUGACGCUGAAUGAGAUCUAUAACUGGUUCACCAGGAUGUUCGCCUAUUUCCGCAGAAACACUGCCACCUGGAAGAAUGCCGUGCGCCACAACCUCAGCCUGCACAAGUGCUUCGUCCGCGUGGAGAAUGUCAAGGGUGCCGUGUGGACUGUGGAUGAGCGGGAGUAUCAGAAGCGGAGACCGCCAAAGAUGACAGGGAGCCCCACCCUGGUGAAGAACAUGAUCUCGGGCCUCAGCUAUGGAGCACUUAAUGCCAGCUACCAGGCCGCCCUGGCCGAGAGCAGCUUCCCCCUCCUCAACAGCCCUGGCAUGCUGAACCCUGGCUCCGCCAGCAGCCUCCUGCCCCUCAGCCACGAUGACGUGGGUGCCCCCGUGGAGCCGCUGCCCAGCAAUGGCAGCAGCAGCCCUCCUCGCCUCUCCCCACCCCAGUACAGCCACCAGGUGCACGUGAAGGAGGAGCCAGCAGAGGCGGAGGAAGACAGGCAGCCGGGGCCUCCCCUGGGUGCCCCUAACCCCAGCGCCUCGGGGCCUCCAGAAGACAGAGACCUGGAGGAGGAGCUGCCAGGAGAAGAACUGUCCUAAGGGCCUGUAGGGACCGACAGGGCUGGGGUGAGACCCCUCCCUUCCAGAAUCCAGGCCCCAUCUCCCCUCACUCCACAGCCCCUCCCGAGCCUCAAGGCAAGUCCAGGACUCAGAUGGGGGAGGCCCAGGCCAGCAGCUCCCAGUGUGACCUGACAAAAACACAUGGGGGCAGGGACAGUCCCCACCCCCAGGGACACAGCCCUGGUCUGGGACCAGUAGAGGACACGGAGGGUUCAGACCCCUCCUCAGACCCUCCCCACAUCUGAAACCGCCUCCCCCCAACCACCACCAGCAGCAGGGCCCUCCUCCCCCACCAGCUCUCCCCACAGGGCCCCUCAGCACCAUGGAGACCCGCAGGCGGGGCUUAGCCACCCUGUCAAACCCAGGGCCCCCUGGCACCUGGCUCUGGCCGUGUUUUCUGGCCAGAGGCCCCCACUUUCCUAACUCGUGCUCCCUUCCGCCUUCUUUUCCGUACUGUGAAGAAAGAACUCUCCACCCCCAGCUCCCACCCUGCCGUGGUCUGGGUGGAGGAACUGAAGUUCCAGACCAUCCCCAGAAGAAACAGCCCCCCCUGCUGCUGGGGUGGGACUGUGUGUGCCCUGUGGGGGUCCGUGUGAGCAGGCCCACCUGGCUCCAGCCCCGCCCCCAACCUGAGACAGAACCACGCUGAGCCAGGCCUUCACCCCCACCCCUGUUUGCUGGGGGCUCCUCCAGCCGCCCCCAUAGGAAGAGGCCUGGUACCGCCUCACCCACAGAGGUCUGUGCCAGGUGUGCUUCUGCAGGUGGAGCCAAGCUCCCCCUGAGACCAGAGGCAGGGCCUGGGCUGGGAGCCCAGGAGAAGGCCAGGCUGGACCCCUGCUCCACACCCACAUCCAGCCUACAGGCCUCUCUGCAGUCCUGUCACCCUCCCUCAGCUCCCCUUCCUCUGCAGUCGCCCUCAGCUCCCCUGCCCUGCCCGCCUCCCACCCCCGCCCCUCCACCUGCCCCAGUUAAACGGAUGACCAAAGACCUUUCUUAUGCCGGAAGCAAAAACCAAAACUUUUUGUUGGCUUUUUCCUUUGUCGCCUCCCCAGCACCUGCCCUCCCAGUCUCCCACCUCGGCCCCAGGCUGGAAGCCCUCCCUCCACUUAAGUUAUUGUUUUAAACCAAAGUUUACAGUGUCUGUUGGUGGCCAAGACCCUCUCUCUCCACCCCUCCUCCAUCUACCCCGAGGACCCUGGGGCUCAGUGGAGGCAGGGCCCUGCUCCCCUCCCCUCUGUUCCUGCCCAGCCUGGGGGAAGGAGAAAGGAGGGGAGGAAGCGGGUUCUCACCCUCUCGGGAGUGGGCACGGGAGCCCUCCUCCCCGACCCUGGGCUGCUUCCUGGGGGCUCUCCAGACCCCUCUCUAGGACCAAGUCACUCGUUGUGCUGGGAGUGUGGAUUCCAGCAAAAGAGCUGGAAAAAAGUGAGACUCUCCACAGACCCCCUAUGGGGGACCCCAACUCAAGGCCAAGGACUGGGUGUAUCGGAUGCUCAUAACACCCCUAGCCUGGCCCCUUUACUGAGAAGACUCCUUGGAUAUUUCCCAAGAAUCCCCCACAUACACCCCUCACAAGCCACCCCUCCUGAGAGGCAGGGGGCCCUCUGCCCCCUCCCCAUGUAUUCCCCACCUGUGUUCCGUUUGACCAGCACAGAAAUAUUAAACGUCCUCUAUUCACCGGG